AUGCAAGGAAGGAGGAGUGUGGCUGCGAGAGAGAUAGAUGGGAAGGCGACAGCAGUCACGGAUAAUUUAUCCUCUGUGGGAGAUUCCACCACAAAAAAAACCCUAACAAGAGCAACAAAUGAAUUGAGGAGGAUUAUGAUCAUGAACAUGAUUGUGCUUCCACCUCCAAGAAAAGGCGAGUGGUGUGGGAAGAGGAGCUUCACAAAAAGUUAA
Messenger RNA from Arabis nemorensis, 213 nucleotides. The record is from the annotation of a GenBank genome assembly. Lineage: Eukaryota; Viridiplantae; Streptophyta; Magnoliopsida; Brassicales; Brassicaceae.